Molecule: messenger RNA, 4747 nt
Organism: Rana temporaria (common frog)
Lineage: Eukaryota; Metazoa; Chordata; Amphibia; Anura; Ranidae
Gene: ALPK1
Product: alpha kinase 1
Exons: 16
Coding region: 383-4525 (1380 amino acids)
Biological process (GO): protein phosphorylation
Molecular function (GO): protein serine/threonine kinase activity; ATP binding
Source: RefSeq, a predicted model, not a curated record
CUCUGGGCUUAUCCAAUGAUCUUUGGAAUGUUUAAUAGACGUCCCUAGGCAACAAUCAUCUGCGGAAUCGUUCUGUCCGCUCUUCCGGGAUUGCCCCUUCCAUACCUGACGUCAUCAACUCCAGUGUCCAAUCCAGGAAGAACGUCUAUGAGGAGGACAGAAUUAUUUUCAAAUAAUUAGACCACAGAGAUCACAUGUACUCAUUCGCCAGCCAGCAGGUACCUCAACCUUGAAAGAUCUCUUUUAUUCGGAAUAUGUGUCUUCUCCUAGGUCAUUGAUCAUAGAGCACCCAGGGACAUUCAAUUCACAGUCAAGUGAGAAACAGUCAUCAUGAAUAAUCAGGAGGUUGUGGCUGUCCUACAGGAGUGCAAGCGAAUGCUAGAUGUUCUUGCUUCAGAGGUGUCAAAGCCGUCUGAGGAGGAGAAGAAUGACUACCAGCGGUGUGGAGGCUCCACUAAACCCAGGCGGAGCUGCAUUUAUGUGUGGAAACAGAACAAUGAGCAAAAGUUUGAUGGCAGCCUCUCUGCCGGACGAUCUGAAGACUCUCAUUCAGGAGGCAAAGGAAAUGAAGUGGCCCUUUGUGCCUGAGAGGUGGCAAUACAAACAGACAGUCAGCCCAGAAGACAAAACAAACCUCCAAGAUCUGAUCAAUCCAAGGCUUCACGAGUUACUGGUGUAUUUGAAGGCUUGUAUAAAGGUUCAAGACAGUGGUACCGCUGCUGCCAUUGUGUUCCUGAUUGACCGAUUCCUAUACUGGGUAGAUGCAUCCACAAGACUUCUGUCGGUUGCCAAAGCUUUGCACAAGUUGUAUCCUUCCACACCAAUAGCCCCACAGGUGGUUAUACGACAAGCUCGCAUCUCCGUAAAUACAGGAAAGCUUUUAAAAGCGGAGUAUAUAUUAAGUAGUCUAAUAAGCAACAAUGGAGCAACAGGCACCUGGCUAUAUUCUGAAGAGAGUGACAGAAUUUUAGUUCAGUCUGUAUGCAUCCAGAUCAGGGGACAAAUCCUGCAGAAAUUAGGGAUGUGGUAUGAGGCAGCUGAGCUCAUCUGGACUUCUAUUGUUGGAUUUUUUGAACUCCCUGUACCUGACAAAAAGGGAAUUGCAACAUCUCUUGGCGUUUUAGCAGACAUUUUUAUAUCCAUGAAUGAAGAGGACUAUCAGAGGUUCAAGAAAAAUAACCAUGUUGGAUUAACUCUACUAGAAGAAUUUGAUCACCGACUAUUAUCAGCAGCAGAAGCUUGUAAGCUGGCAGCAACCUUUAUUUUGUACACACCGCUCUUCGUGCUCACCAAUUCGAAUAUCCGCGGUGCAUGCUUGUUAUCCUACUGCUUGUCCAGCGAGUGUCCAAUGGAGAAAAAGUCUUACUAUUUCUUGGAGGCAAAAGAGUCUUUUGAAAUUGGUCUCCUCACCAAAAAAAAAGGAGACCAAGUGACAAGUAAGCAGGAGCUUCACAGCUUUGUCAAGUCAGCAUUUUGUCUUGCAAAUGUGCACAAGUGGCUUAAUAGUGAAGCUGGACAAAAUGAAAUUGUGAAUCAACUUUGUAAAGACGCCAUGGAAAAACUGGCAGUAUAUAAUAUGUUAUCAGACAAACGUGACAAAGGAGUCUUGGCCAGUGAUGUCAUGUGCCUUGUAACUGCUAUAAAAGAACAUUUAAAUGUGCAACCGUUCCCAAGCUCAGACGAGCAAUCUUUUGUACCUGACAGUUACAGAGACUGCAUUAAAAAAAAAAUUGUCAUUGGAAAGGUCAGCUUCCAAAAACUGUUGGAUAUGCAUUCUCAGCAUCAUAUCUCAGUGUGCAAAGUGUUUGAUGUUGCUUGCAGAAACCACACCACAGAAGAGGUUGUAAUGAAAUCAGGAGCUUGUAUAACUGCCUUGAAGACUACUGACACCAUCAGUACCGCAGACAGCUCCCCAAGCCAAACAGCUAGUGAUCAACUAAGUGACCAAUCAGUAAGAAGAAGAAAACUUGUACAUUCCGAUGCUGUGAGUCAUUCUUUUGAUGAAGAAAGAAGGCAACGAUUAAGUAGCUCGCAUAGUGGUAGUCAGGGCUCCAGUUUGUCAAAUUCUUCUUUUAGCUGGGAAUGCAUACCAGAGCAGAAUGAAAAGGAGCCUAAUGUUUCUAAUAGUGAGGGUGAUCGAAAUGUUCUCAGUUCAUCCUCUACUUCCUGUAAUGUUCUUGGUGAAAAGAAAGAUGACGCUGACAUUAAUUUGCAGGGUCUUUCCCUUCAAGAUCAUGUCUUUGAUCCCCAGAAUCACCCAGUAGACAAUAAAUCUGCUAGCGAAAAUAAUUCUAGUCAAAUAAGUCUCAACAUUGUCACUGCUGGAAACAAAUGUUUAGAAAAAUCAGCUCUCGGCAGCAAUGUCUGUAGAAAAUCCACUGCUGAAGGGUCUAGUACAUAUUCAGAUGAUGAAUCUUUUGAGUUUGUUGAUCUUUCCAUUGGUGCCGAAACCAACAAACCAACCAAUGUCACAGAGAAGAAACAAAUGAUUAAGUCUCAUGGGGUGUCUUCAGGAGGUAUUUCAGGGCCAAAUAUGUAUUUUGAAAUUGACCUAAAAGGUGAAACACAAGAUACUGCAGAUGAUGCACCUUCUGGAAUACAAAAGCAUAUGAUGGUUCUUCCAGGUCCAUCAGGUGUUAUUACUGGGCCAAGUAAUAUUUCUGGAAUUGACUUGGAAGGUGAAACACAAGAAACUGCAGAUGAUGCACCCUCUGAAAUACAAAAGACUAUUAUGGUACUUCCAGGUCCUUCAGGUGUUAUUACUGGGCCAAAUAAUUAUUCUGGAAUUGACUUGGAAGGUGAAACACAAGAUACUACAGAUGAUGCACCUUCUGGAAAUCAAAAGAUUAUAAUUGUACCUCCAGGCCCAUCAGGUGAUAGUAUAAGGUCAUGGAUUCAUUCAGGAAUUGACUUACAAGGUGAAACAGAAGAUACUACACAUGAUCCACCACCUGUAAUACAAAAGGCUAUGACAGUAUCUCCUGGUCCAUCAGGUAUUAUUGAAAAGGCAAGUAUUCACUCUGGCAUUGAUCAAAAAGGUGAAACUCAAGAUACUACAGAUGAUCUACCAAGUGGAGCACACUCUUCUAUGCAAAUUCAUGGUAGACAGAGGGUACCAUAUGAAACUGACAUAAAAGAGAAAAUAAAACAUUCAACAGAGGUAUCGGACCAUGUUGCAGAACAUAGGUUAAUUUUUGGAAUUGACUUAGAAGAUGAAACAAAUAUUGCUACAGAUGAAGUAUCUAUUGAUAUGCAAAAUUCUGAUUCGUUGCCUUCAGGUCAGUCUGCUAUUGCCAUCAAAUCCUCAGCUUCUUCUUCUGAAGGCAAGGCGUUCGCUACAGAAGACAAUUUGGAAAUGCAGUUCCUUAACCGUCAGUGGUCUGUAGAAAGUUCAGCUGACAAAACACCUUUAAGUCAGCAAAACAGUCUAAACAGUUCACUGACUUCUUCUGGAAAGGCCAAGGUAAAACAGGGUGUGGACAGUAAGGCCAACAUCAGCUUCAGUAGCAGCCAUGACUCUGGCUCUUGGUACAAAGUUAGUCCAUUUUCCAGUAGUCUUUCCGGGUCACAUUCAUCUCUAAAUUCAAGUGUAAGCUCUUUUGUUAUGCUGCAAGCACAACAUAAAGAGCAGGAACUCCAGGCCCGUUCUUUAGAUGUCACCGAUUAUGAAAGACUCCUAUCCGGUGUAAGUCAUGAAUGGCUGCUCAAGAGGCUGGAAUGUACAGGAGUUUUUAACUUCAAGCAUGUUCAAAAAACAUACAAUGCUUUGCUCUUGAAAUUCUCAAAGAAAUCUGAGCUGUGGACGGCCCAGGAAACUCUUGUGCACUUUGGAAAAGAUCCUAAAAAAGAAGGAAAACAGAGAAAGGCUUUCUGGAUCUCUUUUCUACACCAGGAUGAAACUCUUGGAAGGUAUGUUGGGAAGGCUUAUAAGACGCACAAGGAGCUGCUGUACCACUUCAACGACGUUGAGCGUCAGAUGACUGCUCAGUAUUAUGUCACAGAAUUCAACAAAAGACUCUAUGAACAGAACAUUCCCACUCAGAUAUUCUACAUCCCUUCUUCUGUUCUGUUGAUUAUGGAUGGCAGAACCAUUUCAAGCUGUGUUAGUGUGGAACCUUACAUUCUUGGAGAUUUUGUAAAACUGACCAAUAACACUAAAACAGUCAGAAUGCAGUAUAACGCUACCAAAUACGGAUUGGCGUUUGGACAUUUUGUAUAUGAAUUUUCAGAGAAUUCUGAUAUAGUGGUGGAUUUACAAGGAUGGUUUACUGGAAGUAAGGAAGGAGAAGCAAUUAUUUACCUCACUGACCCUCAGAUCCACUCAGUUAAGGAUACACUAGCCUCCUGUAUAAAUUUUGGAUAUAAAGGGAUAUACAUGUUUUUCAGUUGUCAGCAUACAGAGUGCAAUGAAAUAUGUCACAGACUUUCAUUAACCAGACCCGACAUGAAAGAAUUAGAGGCGUAUAGCAAUAAAAGAACACAAAAGGACCGUCAACAUCAGUUUACAAAGACCCAGAGUAUGUAAAGUAUUUGAGGAACAUAACAAUAAAAGAACACAAAAGGAACAUUAAUAUCAGUUUACAAAGACCCAGUGUGUGUAAUCAUAUAUGUACCAGUAUUGCACUUUGAUAAUACAGUAAAAUUUGACAUUUAAAUAAGAUUUGUUUCAAAAUAUACCUGCAUUAAAUAUCUUUAUGGAACUGCCUAUUCCUUCAAUCUGUAACAAUAAAAGAUUAUUUUGGAUUUA